Molecule: messenger RNA, 610 nt
Organism: Cyphomyrmex costatus
Lineage: Eukaryota; Metazoa; Arthropoda; Insecta; Hymenoptera; Formicidae
Exons: 4
Coding region: 2-610 (202 amino acids)
Biological process (GO): multicellular organismal reproductive process
Source: RefSeq, a predicted model, not a curated record
UAUGUUUGUUGUUAUUUUUACUCUGGCAUUUAUAACAGUACAUAUUGGGGCGGAAAUACCCUCCUAUAUUCAUGUAUGCGGCCGUAGAGACCCGAAUCUCGAACAGUGUAUCAUAAAUAACGUUGAGAAUUUGAAAGGAAAGAUCUGCGAUGGAAUUCCAGAAUUGGGCAUUCCAUCUGGAAAUCCAUAUACUUUUGAUAAACUACUCAUUACCGAUGGGCCUAACACCAAAAUUUACAUUAGAGAUGCAAAAGUAAUGGGAGCGUGUGAUUUUGACAUAAAAUUCCUUCACGCAGAUAUCGAUAGACUCCACUUCGAUGUUGAAAUAGUAUUCAAACGGAUCGAAAUAAACACCACAUAUGAUUUUAACAUACGUUUAUUGGUGCCUAUUGCUUAUAAGGGAUUGAUUCACCUAAUUAUAAAUAAUGUAGAAGCAACAGCAGACAUAGAUAUGAAUGUGACAACUAAAAAUAACACGAAAUAUAAUUUAUUGACUCAAAAUAACUAUCUUUUUUCUCAAGCGGAAUUAGACAAUUGCCUGAAAGAUGGCGAAAAUGUGUGGAAAGUGAAAGGAAUUACUUUGACUAGGUUAAUAUUUGUUCUUUUAUAA